Guyanagaster necrorhizus is the source of this 1278-nucleotide messenger RNA. RefSeq lists its product as uncharacterized. Lineage: Eukaryota; Fungi; Basidiomycota; Agaricomycetes; Agaricales; Physalacriaceae. The record is from RefSeq and is a predicted model, not a curated record. The transcript is spliced from 6 exons. The coding region runs from base 13 to 1068 and encodes 351 amino acids.
CACUCUUUCCACAUGGCAUCCAUUGCCGUCAUUGCAGACUCAAUAUCGGCACUGUCCAAGUCGAUAAAUCAAGUUUUCUCUGAGGCCGAAAAAUCAGCCACCGACAAACUAGAACGCGCUCAAAAUAUUGCUCAAGAUGCAAAGGACGAACGGGAUGAUGCCCUGAAAGCGCUCCAUACAGCGGGGCUUGAGAUACAGGAAUGGAAACAAAAAGUUAAGCAAGCAGAGAUGACUAUCACUCAUCAAACGGAGACGAUCGGCCAGCUACGACGCGAGGCCGCCCAGUGGAAAGAUCAGUCACGAAACUGGCAAGAACAUUUUCUUCGUGUCGAGCAGGAGCGAUGUACUUUGUCCUCACGGCUUGAUGAGAUAGUGGCAGAACGACUUUUGCCUGUUCAUGCAGCUCCUUUAACGCCCAUCUCUCGCUAUGCCGACCAUUCAGGCUCUCCCGACGAACAAACGAAUUCCGCCCCAGUACGGAAUACAUUGCUGCCACCCAGUCCUCCCGAAGGCGACCCUCCAACACCACGUAAUACGAUUGCGAAAACACGAAAACAGGCCUCGACGCAUGCAAAACCUAGUACUAAGUCAAAACCUCCGAUUACCGUCUUGAAGACAUCUACAACUCCAAAUCCCUUUGCAGAACCAUCAACAUCCAAGCGAACCGGCGCGCGCACACCUGUAAGAACGGAGACUCAACAACCCCGCGCAAAGAUAAUAAGACGAGUGAGGGCUGUCUUCCAUGUCAAGCAGGAAGAUGACUCGGGCGAGGAAGAGGAGGGAGAGGAGGAAGAUGAAUUGUCCGAACAAGACACGUCUUAUCGACCUCCCCGACACCCGUCCUCGCGAGUUGUCAAGGAUGAUGACAGUGAUCUCUUUGGCGGAGACGAGGAAGAUGAUGAUGAGGAAGAUGAGCUAAUGAUUGGACCUGAUGAUAAUGACGAUCUAGAUAAACUGCCGUCCCACAAACGGCCUCUCCCAACACCCGCCUCACAUGCGUCUCCAACCAAGAAACGCCGGGUUUCAACUGCAACCAGUCGACCUAGGGCGACGGGAAAAAAGUCAUAAUGUAGGCCAUCACUAGGUGCGUAUAUUACUUAUCAUUAUUCCAAAGGACAGACAAUAAGCCGUGUAGCAUCUGUAAAUUAUUGUCUUUUCUCAGCUGUGGUGGUGGUGCAAAAAUGAUACAUUCUGCUAAAUAGAUGGUGUGAUUUUACAUGAGCUUUCCGCCUCCAUACCCUACACUAUUUCCAUUGACAUGAUUGACACCCGUCUUUU